UCCUUCAGUAUCCGCUAUUUGAAGAUGGCGCCGAAUACGCGCCCAUUGUCACGUGACGGAGACGUUCACGUGCUCUAGACGUCACCUACGUCCUCUUACCAACUGGGAACUAGCCGUGAAGUGACACCGGGGUCCCGUCGGGAGGUGCAGGCCGCGAGGCCCCCCGAAACACACCGGGCACCAUGAAGAAGGACGUGAGAAUUCUGCUGGUGGGAGAACCCAGGGUUGGGAAGACCUCUCUUAUUAUGUCCCUGGUCAGCGAGGAGUUUCCAGAGGAGGUUCCUGCUCGAGCAGAGGAGAUUACAAUCCCCGGAGAUGUCACCCCUGAGAGAGUUCCAACGCACAUAGUGGAUUAUUCUGAAGCAGAACAGACAGACGAACAGCUGUAUCUGGAAAUAUCGCGAGCUAAUGUUAUCUGCAUUGUCUAUGCUGUCAAUAACAAGAACUCAAUUGAAAAGGUCACCAACCACUGGAUCCCUCUUAUUAAUGAACGAACAGACAAAGAUAACAGAGUUCCGCUUAUUCUGGUGGGGAACAAGUCUGACCUGUUGGAUUAUAGCAGCUUGGAAACCAUCCUGCCUAUAAUGAACCAAUAUUCGGAGAUAGAAACAUGUGUAGAGUGUUCGGCUAAAAACCUGAAAAACAUAUCAGAGCUUUUCUACUAUGCUCAGAAAGCUGUGCUGCACCCUACCGGGCCCCUGUACUGCCCUGAGGAAAAAGAGUUGAAGCCAGCCUGUGUGAAAGCUCUGACACGCAUCUUUAAGAUAUCAGAUAUGGAUAAUGACAGAAUUUUAAAUGACGCUGAACUUAACUUUUUCCAGAGAAUCUGUUUUCACAUACCGCUGGCACCGCAAGCCCUAGAGGAUGUCAAGAAUGUAGUGCGAAAGAAUGUCCAUGAUGGUGUAUCUGGCAAUGGCCUGACUCUGAAAGGUUUCCUGUUUCUGCACACGCUCUUUAUACAGCGCGGGAGGCAUGAGACCACCUGGACUGUACUACGGAGAUUUGGAUAUGACGAUGACCUGGAACUGACUCCAGAAUAUCUGUUCCCUCAGUUAAAGGUUCACAUAGAUUGUACGACGGAGCUGAACCAUCAUGCAUAUCUUUUUCUCCAGAGUAUAUUUGAUAAACAUGAUCAGGACAGAGAUUGUGCUUUAUCUCCAGAGGAACUGAAGGAUCUGUUUCAGGUUUUCCCUUAUAUGCCUUGGGGUCCUGAUGUUAAUAACACAGUCUACACUAAUGAAAAGGGCUGGAUCACCUACCAGGGCUUCCUGUCCCAGUGGACGUUAACAACGUACCUGGAUGUGCAGCGGUGCUUGGAGUAUUUGGGCUAUUUGGGCUACUCCAUACUAACAGAACAAGAAUCCCAAGCAAUGGCAGUCACAGUGACUAGAGAUAAGAAGAUUGACUUGCAGAAGCGUCAGACACAGCGGAAUGUGUUCAGGUGCAAUGUGAUUGGUUCCCAAAGCAGUGGAAAGAGUGGGAUUCUCCAGUCUCAUUUAGGGAGGAACCUGAUGAGACAGAAAAGAAUCCGAGAGGAGCACAAGUCCUUCUAUGCAAUUAAUCCGGUAUAUGUGUAUGGCCAGGAAAAGUAUUUGCUGCUGCACCACGUGAUGGAGUGUGAAGCCUUGUCUCCCACCGAUACUAUGUGUGAUGUAGUCUGUUUGGUCUAUGAUAUCACUAAUCCCAAGUCAUUUGACUACUGUGCCAGGAUAUUUAAGCAACACUUCAUGGACAGCCGGACACCCUGUUUGCUUGUGGCAGCUAAAUCUGACCUUUCUGAGGUGAAACAGGAGAGCACUGUUUCUCCAGCAGAAUUCUGCAAAAAGCACAAGAUGCCUCCACCCCAAGCCUUUACCUGCAACACUGCAGAGAGUCCCAGCAGGGAGAUCUUCAUUAAAAUGACUACAAUGGCCAUGUAUCCUCACGCCCGGUUACGCUGCCUCUGUACCUGCAAUAGGUGCACUUUCUGCCUCUGUCAGAACCUUCUCAACUCAGACCUACUCCAGUCUGUAAAGAACAAAAUCUUCACUGCCGUUGUGAACAGGCACCUGUCGCAGGCGGAGUUGAAAAAUUCAACCUUCUGGCUGCGGGCAAGCUUUGGUGCAACCAUCUUUGCCGUUCUAGGUUUUGCCAUGUACAAAGCUUUGCUAAAGCAGCGGUGAUCUCUGAAGAAUCCAUUGCCCCAAAGCCAACACCCCCAAGUACCUCUUUUUUAUGUACGUUAUGAGUGCGUUCCAUUCUGCUUGCACAGAUCUAUUUAGAACAUUAUUAUCCAUUGGAAUGUCCACUACAAAGAGGAAUUAGGAUUUGUUGGCAGUAUUAUUCAAGGUUCACGUGUGAAACUCCCAUGACAAAGGACAAGUACGGUAAGAAUUGGGGCGCAGACCUAGAGAUCCGGCCAAUAAUCCAGGGCAUUUUCAGAUGAGAGAGCUCUAGCCUGAGAUUUAUAAAGCAGUGCAUACUGUAGUAAUGCCCCAGUCCUUUGUACGAGGAGAUCUGACUCAGUAAGUACUAAUGUCCUAGUCACUACUCCUCUUACUCUCCUCUCUAGUGUACGGGUGGGUUUUGGCGAGUAAUCAUUGGGAGAAUUUGUACUUCAGUCCGCAGUGUGUGUUUGCCAUAAGGUCAGACUGACUAGCCACAAAGUAUUCAAAGCAUAAAAAAUACAUCUAUGCUCCAAACAUGAUUGCCUUAGCUGCUACAGAGAGAGCAUUCAAGUGCAUUCACCUAGUAACCACACAAACUUGACAGGUAAAUACGCUCCCAAUACUAAUACAAUAUGGUAUUCCCGAGCUCAAGUCAAAAGGAGGUCCCGCAGGCCCAGUCAGAGUGCAUUAUCUGGGCAGCUUCAAAUGCCCUUUUGUACUCUGACUGAAGUAGCUAGUAUGAUGCAUUAAUGAUCAAUGUUACUGGUCACACGGCUCUGUGUUUUAGGGUAAAGUGACGGUCUCCCCAACGUCAGAGGGUGCAUGUAAGCAGUCUCUUGUCCGGCUUCUACACUACAUUCAUAACGGCUGUAAAUAGUGUAUAUACAGGUGAACCUAAAUGCCUUCUUAUUAAGGUGAAGCCUCCUACUAGCACCUGUGCGUUCCCCUCCAAUCAUGUGUACCAUGAGAUCUUUGGUGCGACUCUCACACUGCUCCCGUGACAUAACCUUUAUGUGAAUUAGACUGACUGAGGACAGGCUGUUCUUUUAAAGGCACAUGAUGAACCAUAAAGGCAGUACAUUUCUGUUCAACCCAUGUUUCUCAGCGGCUUCCAGGUAUUAUUAUCUAAGGAUGAUAUCUAUGUAUUUUUGUGGGUUUCUAUUUAUUUUAUUAUUUCAGACUUGUUUUAUAAAUGAAAUGUCAUUUCUGAUUGUUCCUCCUUUUAUUUGUCACUAAAUUCACCGGCGUCCUAUCGACCCUUAUCUCCCAAGUUCUACUAGACUCACAAUGGACAAAGGGAACUCUGUGGGUAGCACCUUUUUCUAAUUAAAAAUUCAACUAACGGGGGAAAAAAAAGAACUCGUGUAUAACCUCUAUUUUUUUCAUCACUUGCCAACUAGUGGUUUUCAUUAAAAAAACUGUAUCUCUUUUA
Xenopus laevis (African clawed frog) is the source of this 3579-nucleotide messenger RNA. It is a transcript of the gene rhot1.S, whose product is annotated as ras homolog family member T1 S homeolog. The record is from RefSeq and is a predicted model, not a curated record. Bases 183 to 2162 code for a protein of 659 amino acids. NCBI's taxonomy places the organism in Eukaryota, Metazoa, Chordata, Amphibia, Anura, Pipidae. The transcript has 20 exons.